AUGGGGAGAGGGACUGUGCAGUUCGACUGGGAUCUCAUGGCUCUAAUCAAGUUACAAGCAGUGGGGAAGAAGGCGAAGAAGGUGGUUCCACAACAGAAAAUUUUUACUGAAAUCUAUCUUUUUGAUAAACAAGGAACUAAGGUGGCCGGAGAUAUGGUGGAAGAACUGGUGAUGGGCGGUGCAACUGAUGUUCAAUUUGAUGAUGAUCCAAUAAAUGCAGAAUUGGUGGGACACAGUUCCUUGAUGUUAGGAGAGAAGGACAAACAGAAAGAGGCUGCGAAGGCAACGGUUGAAAGUGGGGGAGGUGGGUCUAAAACAGUUGAGUCUGAAGUUACAAUGGAGAAUUCAUCAGAUAAUGUUUUUCAAUGUAAGGAUGGGCCUAAUAGGUCUGAUGGGCCAAAAUUAACGGUGGCCCAAAUGACAAAUAUGGGGCAGACGGGUAUGACUAAUUAUUUGGGGGAAAAUGAAUGUUUCAGCCCACAAAUUAAGGAAACUCAUAUAAUUUUAGCAGGGAAUGUCAAUAUGUCUGGGAUUAACGGGAAUCAGGUUCUUGCCGAAACACAGGAAAAUGUUAAAAUCAAAGGGAAAGGAGUUUUAGUGGAAAAAAAUAAGGGCAGGAAAAAUCUGAAAAUAUGGAAACGGAAAGCUAGGGAUCCGAUUGGCUCAAGUAAAACAGGGAAGAGGUCGAUUGAGGGUGGGAAGCAGAAGAUAGAAUUUACGGUGGAAACAAAGGGUGCGGUUGUGCAGUCGGCGUCGAAUAAGAGGGCUUUCUCUGAUGAGGUAUGUGCUAAGGAUGACGCUUCAAAAUUCAAGUUUACAACGACGGUGUCUAGUCUCCAGACCUGUUGA
Messenger RNA from Ilex paraguariensis (yerba mate), 849 nucleotides. Lineage: Eukaryota; Viridiplantae; Streptophyta; Magnoliopsida; Aquifoliales; Aquifoliaceae. The record is from the annotation of a GenBank genome assembly.